UUUAUUUGUAAGAUACUGAUGAAGAACUGGCUGCUGCUUCUGUAUGUAGUUCAUGGACUCCUGGCUGUCUUUUAUGGCUGUGGUCAAGAAAUAUUCCUCUUGUACUGGCAAUUGGAGCUUUGGGUCUACUGUUUGCAUUAUAAUGAAACUUUUCAGUGCAUUCAAGUCUAAUUCACCGAGAUCCAAUUGGAAUUUUCAGCAUAGAUUGCUCAGGGUCAGGUCAUGGUUGCCUGAUCUUAAAAAGGCGCUCAAUAAGCGUUUCAAAUGGCGAUUUGUGUUGGCCGGCCUCAUUGCAAUGUCGAUAGCUGCAUUGAGCUGGGAUAUGGAAAGCCUCGAGACAUCCUGGAUUUGGCACAGUGCUUGGCAUGUGAGCAUAUAUACAUCUGCCUUCUUCUUCCUUUGCUCAAGAUCAACUGUUCUGGACGGUGGUGGCAGUGAAGCAGUGGAAGAUGAUGCAAGAUCUCUAACAGUUCAGUAGACUAGCCGUCGAAGAUCUUUUUGUGCACGCUACUAGUACUUG
Coffea eugenioides is the source of this 520-nucleotide messenger RNA. RefSeq lists its product as uncharacterized. Bases 53 to 478 code for a protein of 141 amino acids. Gene Ontology annotation, cellular component: plasma membrane. The transcript has 4 exons. NCBI's taxonomy places the organism in Eukaryota, Viridiplantae, Streptophyta, Magnoliopsida, Gentianales, Rubiaceae. The record is from RefSeq and is a predicted model, not a curated record.